Leptinotarsa decemlineata (Colorado potato beetle) is the source of this 1815-nucleotide messenger RNA. RefSeq names its product dnaJ homolog subfamily C member 21. Gene Ontology annotation, cellular component: cytoplasm. The record is from RefSeq and is a predicted model, not a curated record. Gene Ontology annotation, molecular function: zinc ion binding; nucleic acid binding. NCBI's taxonomy places the organism in Eukaryota, Metazoa, Arthropoda, Insecta, Coleoptera, Chrysomelidae.
AUUUCAAAUUCUGCUAUUUAUUUGUAGUUGGUUCUACUUGCACGUUGUUUUAUAAACCAAUAAUCUAAAUUUAUUAACGUUUCCGAAAUCGUUUCUCCUUCAAUUAUGUCAAAAAAUUAACCAACAUAUCAAACAUAACCAAAAAUGAAGUGUCAUUAUGAAGUUUUGGACAUCUCUAGAGAUGCAGACGAUGCCGAAAUAAAAUCUGCAUACCGAAAACUGGCCCUCAAAUGGCACCCCGAUAAGAAUUUGGACAACGCCGAACUAGCGAAAGAACAGUUCCAAAUUGUGCAGCAAGCUUAUGAAAUAUUGAGUGACAGACAAGAAAGAGCUUGGUAUGAUAACCACAGAGAACAGAUUCUGAGAGGCUCUAGCUCAGCGUUCGAAGACAAGAGCUUGGAUGUCUUCCAAUAUUUCACCACCACCUGUUUCAAGGGUUAUGGUGAUGACAAAAAUGGAUUUUACACCGUUUAUCGCAAUGUUUUCGACAAAAUUGCUAAGGAAGAUAUGGAAUUUAUGGAAGACAAAGAAGAAUUUUGUGAAAUACCGAGCUUUGGUAACUCUUCUACCGAUUACGAGAAAGUUUCUGAAUUCUAUGCGUACUGGCUCAACUAUUUAACCAAAAAGAGCUAUGUCUGGUUGGAUCCUUAUGACAUAAAGGAUAUCCGGGAUCGGAGGUAUCUCAAAUUGGUAGAAAAAGAGAAUAAGAAAGUCAGGCAAAAGGCCAGAAAAGAACGCAAUGAAGAAGUGCAGAACCUGGUAGCCUUCGUAAGGAAGCGAGACAAGAGAGUACAAGCCCAGAAGAAACUUCAGGAGCAGAAAUUAGCAGAAGAUAAGAAAAAAAGAGACGAGAUGAGUAAGCAGAAACGGUUAGAGAGGCAGCAGGAGUUGAACCAAUCCAUAAAUCAACCGGAAUGGGCGAAAUUCGACAAUGUUAAAUCCGAGCUGGAAGAAAUUGAAAAGAGUUUAGUGAAAGAGUUCGGAGAAGAGUUCUCUAACUCUGAAUGUGAAGAUGACGAAGAAGAUUUCAAUAAUUUAUACUGCGUUGCUUGUAACAAAGUCUUCAAAACUCCAAAAGCAUUUGAGAACCACGAGAGCAGUAAAAAGCAUAAGGAAAACGUUGAGCUCUUGAAAGAAUCUAUGCUGGAUGAAGAACUGGCGUCAAAUCCUUCAGAAGGUUCGAAGGAAGGUAUUGAAAAAGAUCUUGAAGAUAUAGAAGAAGUUAUAGAAGAAGAAAUAGUCCAGGACAUUGUUCUGUCAGAUUCAGAUUCAUUGGAAGAUGUUAUUAAGACCAAGAAGAAAAAGAAAAAGGCUCGUAAUAUUCUGGUACUAAGUGAUGAAGAAAUGCUGCCUAUUAGUAUUUCAGAAACAAAUAAUAACUCUGAUGAAGAUUUUAGCUCCAGUAAAAAAAGUAGAAACAAAAAGAAGAAAAACAAUGCUAAAAUAAAGGAAGAAGAAACGGAUGAAUGCAAUGAAAUCGUUGCUGAAACAGUCGAAAAUGAAGCUUCAACAUCUGAGAGCACUCUUAGCAAGAGUUCAAAAAAAGAAAAGAGGAAAGACAAGAAAAACAGAAAGGAAGCCCCUAGUCGAAGUGAUCUACAAGAACUGGACACGGAUCACAGUUGCGUUACUUGUAAAUCGAAUUUUCCUUCUAAAAAUAAAUUGUUUGACCACUUGAAGAAAACAGGACACGGGGUGUAUAUUCCAUCAAAUUUAAAAAGUAAAAAUAAGAAGAGUUUGAGAGAAAAGUAGAUAUGUGAUUGUUUUAUUGUUCAGUUUAUUUAUUGUUGACCUAUUAUAUGUAUGACCUAUUUA